This is a messenger RNA of Vollenhovia emeryi, 3559 nucleotides long. It is a transcript of the gene Oatp26F, whose product is annotated as solute carrier organic anion transporter family member 4A1. Lineage: Eukaryota; Metazoa; Arthropoda; Insecta; Hymenoptera; Formicidae. Gene Ontology annotation, molecular function: protein binding. The record is from RefSeq and is a predicted model, not a curated record. Gene Ontology annotation, cellular component: membrane. Bases 675 to 2813 code for a protein of 712 amino acids. Gene Ontology annotation, biological process: transmembrane transport; sodium-independent organic anion transport. The transcript is spliced from 13 exons.
GGUGGUGGGUUGAUAGUAGAGGGAUAGAGUGAGAGAGAGAGGGGGGGAGAUAAGAGGAGAGAGGGGUUGUCUAUACCGCGUUUAAACUCAGCGGGGAAAACUGUGAGAGCAGGAGCGCGAGCGCGGGCUUGAAGCGUGGGUGCGGACUCCAGUCGCGUGCGACGCGCGCUCUCAGCCGCUACUGCGUGUUCCUCAGCUCCGUUUCGACGCUGAGGAAUGAACGCGGAGGAAUGCGAGGAAACGCGCGCGCGGAACUAGACGUCCGUUUUGAAAUCAGAAUUUCGAUGACGAGAGUGCGUAACAGAUUUUCUGCGAUAAGUUCUUUCGCGGCGUGGAAAUCCGCUCGGCGCCCCAGCUCGGGACCGGCGAGUAUGUAAAGUCGUGGGAAAUAAAUCGUGGACCGUAUUACAACGAUAGAAUGCGGUGGAAGCGAUAGAUGCGCGGUUGCAACGGCAAUAUAUCGGGAACGGUGCGCUAUUUGUGACUCUCGGUUACGGGAAAUCGAAAUUGACGAGUUCGAUGAGACGAAGCGCGAGCUUCGUGAUGCCGUUUGAUGGAAUGAUAUCUUCGCGAUCGACAGUCGCCGAGAGAUUGAAGCUAGAAGAAUGAUUAGCGUAAGCUAAGCGGAAAGCUACGCAAAUUCUCGUCUCGCCUCGUGGAAAUUAUCGACAAUUAUGAGGGACAAGUUCACAUUCAGCUCGGGGGUGCCGGACAUGCACGAGACCCUGUCUAGCUUCCCGGAACAGUUUGGGGAUGGCCCGAGAAAACCGGAAAUAAAGCCGGAAAUUCUGAAGGAGACGGAUAGAACCGCGGACAAUCUGAAAUGCGGUUGGUUCUGGUUCAGGCCAAUUUACUUGCAGAAAUUUCGCACUGCGAAAUGGGCGCUUUUCUGGCUAUGCUGGGCUGGCGCGAUGCAAGGAAUGGUCGUGAAUGGUUUUGUAAAUGUCGUCAUAACGACGAUAGAGAGGAGAUUCGGAUUAAAAUCGUCGGAGACCGGCUUGAUAGCGGGUGGAUACGACAUAGCUAGCUUCCUUCUUCUCGUACCAGUGAGCUAUCUCGGUGGCCGCGCGAAAGCAUCGAAACCAAGGUAUAUCGGCAUAGGAGUUCUAGUCUUAGGUAUAGGUAGCCUGCUGUUUGCGUCUCCGCAUUAUCUUGCCGGACCAUAUAGAGGGGGUCAGCAAACGGAGAACAUAUGCCAAAGUGUCAAUAUAUCGAGCCAUUCGAUAUCCUGCACGGAUCAAUCUGCCGUUCAAGCGGAGCUAGAGCCUUACAGUGGCGUGUACUUAACCAUAUUUCUGGUAGCUCAGCUGUUACAUGGCGCCGGCGCGGCACCCUUUUAUACGCUCGGAGUUACGUAUUUAGAUGAAAAUGUUUCGAAGAAGAUGUCCUCGGUGUAUCUAGGUGUUUACUAUACUAUGGCCAUAAUAGGACCAGCACUAGGCUACGUUGUCGGCGGCGAGCUACUGAAAAUUUACACAGACUUUCUCACGGUGGACUCUUCUACGAUUGGGUUAACUUCUGAUAGUAAUGUCUGGGUUGGUGCAUGGUGGAUCGGUUUUUUGGCAGCGGCUGUCAUAUGCUUCGUCAUCGCGAUACCGGUUUUGGCAUUCCCGGCAGUUUUACCCGGAUCGGAGGAAUUAGCCAAGGACAGGGUGUCAGAAGCGCACGAGAAAUCGACUCGAUCCUCCACUGCCGCGACCGGGGAAGCGUUUUCCAAGAUACGAGAGCUGCCACGCGCUUUGACCGAGUUACUUGGAAAUCCGGCAUUUUUUAUGCUGAACCUGGCAGGUGCCAGUGAAGGGUUGCUGAUUGCCGGAUUCGCUGCUUUCCUACCCAAACUGAUUGAAAAUCAAUUCAGCGUCAGUGCCAGUUCGGCCGCGUUGCUGAUGGGAUUGGUGACCGUACCGGCGGGAGGCGGCGGUACGUUUCUCGGUGGCUAUUUGAUAAAACGUUUCAACUUGCCCUGCUCCGGCAUUUUGAAAUUUUGUUUACUGGCCACAACCGCCUGCAUCGCUUUCACGCUGUGUUUCGCUCUGAACUGCCCGAACUUAGAUUUCGCCGGAUUGACUGUACCGUAUCAAAAUAUUACGAAAAAGAUCGCGUUAUCUCUCGAAAACACCUGCAACAAUGGCUGCGGAUGCUCCAGGUCGCAAUUCGACCCUGUAUGCGGCGUGGAUGGAAUCACGUACUACUCGCCCUGUCAUGCCGGAUGUAACCGGGCAACGCCGAUGAACAACGUCAAAAUAUACGCGGAUUGCAGCUGUAUACACGCGCCGGCGAUGAAUUUGACAAGCGACAAUACCGGCGGCAGUGUCCAGUACGAAGCUAUCAAUACCACCUGCGCGAGUUCGUGCUCGUACCUAUGGGUGUUUAUUGUCCUGGCAUUUUGCAAUAUGUUCAUGACCUUCCUUUGUACAAUGCCGGCGCUUUCGUCGACAUUGAGGGUCGUGCGCGACGAUCAGCGAUCGUUCGCUCUAGGUAUACAGUGGAUCAAAGUUCGGAUUUUGGGAACGAUACCGGCACCUAUGGUGUUCGGCGCUCUUAUAGAUGACACAUGCAUCUUGUGGAACGAAACCUGCGAUGGCAGAGGAGCUUGCCUCGUAUAUGACAAUUAUUACAUGAGCAGAUAUAUGCUCGCCCUGGCAUUUAUCGGGAAAGCGGCCUCGCUGCUUUUCUUCUUCCUAGCAUGGUGGACGUACGUUCCACCGAGCACCGGAGGCAUCGACCAGAAUUCUCGGCAGCAAACGACAGCUACUUUAAUGCUGAGUGACACGUCACAAGAAGUUGAAAUAGUACCAACUACGAUAGCGUAAUCUUUACCUAAAAAGGUAAAAAAAACUGUUUCGUUUCUUCUUUUUUUUUUUAGAAAGUUAUUCUCUUAGAACUGCUAUUUUAUAGAAACGGUAGAAAUAACCGCGAUUUAUAUACAGAUAGACAAAUGUCCCGACAUUUUUUUCGCGGUGAAAUCCACAAAACUCCGAAAACUAGAAGGGUUCAAGUUAUAAUGAGAAUAUCGUCGCAAAUACAUAAACAGAUAUCAAGCUAGAGUAAAUAUGUAUAUGUCAAGUGUGAAGAAAAACUAUCAUGGAAAUCCUUUUUGCACGCUAGAGAGUUAAGUUUUUGAUAGCCCUAUAAUCGAACGUAGUUCGGAAGCUAUAAGUAAGAAGUCAAUCAAGGGAUGUUAAAACAUAUCCAGGUAGUCGUGCCAAAGAGCCUACAACACCGAAAGUUUCUAGGUUUUCUUGCGACCCUUUAUACAAUGGACAAGCCUCAGCGCGAUAAAUCUAUAUAGUAAGCACGAGCCAAAAUAUCCAGUUUGCGCAACUCCAACUUCCGAGCACUAACGUAAAUUUUUAUAGCCCUACAUUCGCUGACUGUCAAUUAAAGGUUAAUCAAUUGUAUUUCCUAUAAUGAUAAAUAUUGAUAGUACUUUAUACCCAGAGAUGUGACUUACAUAAAUUUCGAAGAUGGUUUUACCACCCAGAUAGCGCAAGACACUCCUAUGAACAUUUUAAGAAUAUUCUUCAAGAAUAUUUGGAAUAUUCCAUAGGUCAUUCUU